AUGACAGACAGUCAGUCAAUAAUCCAGUCGGUUAAAAAGUUUCUUAAAGAAAAUCCAACUAUUCCACAAUGGAUCAAGUGGGGGAUCAUAUUCAAGAUAUUGCGUAUCAAGAAUUCGCUCUAUUGGACCAACUUUGUCACGUUGAAUAAACCAAUCAAACAGUUGUUAAUUCAAAAUAGCAACACUAAAGACGAGAAUACUCAUCGUCAUCUUAAUAAAUGGGCCAAUGCUAUUUCCUGUAUAUUUCUAUACUGUGCUACCGUUGAUAAUAAGUUGAUCCCCAAAGAUUAUUUAUUGAUUUAUUUGCUCAUUAAUUAUGUGGGAAAGUUAAACACUCCAUCAAAUACAAAGAUUUUGGUAUCACCGAAAUAUUCACAAUAUUUGAAAGUGAACAAUUACAAACCAUGGUUGAAUCAAUUGUAUGAACAGAAACAUUUUAUCAUAUUUCCAGCUAUAGUUGCUCAAAUAUUAAGUAACUAUUUGACUCCUACAAAAUACAAAUUAAAUCAACGAUACUUAUCCAGUCUGUUGAAGAAAUAUAUUUUAAACCCGAUUUGGAUAAAUUACAAAUUAGGUAUAAACUAUAAUAGGAUUAAUUGGAUAAGCCUAUUCAGAACUUAUUGUUUUCAAAAUGUGGUGUUGAUGUUUGGUAUGGGGUUGUAUUUUUUCAAGAGUAAAUUGUUAGAUAGACUUUAUGAGACCAAGCAUAAUAAGGAUGAGGAGAAAGACUAUAAUACAAUCAUUCAAGACUAUCUUGCAUAUGUUGCUCAUAAAUCUAAUUCAUUUAUAAAUUUAAUAUUUGGAGUUAAUUUGAUUUCCAUUUUGUUGAUUUCGUUAACGUCGCCAAUAUUUAGAUUGUUAACCCCCAAAACCACGACAAAUAUGAAUUGGAUUCAGCUGCUUUAUGUUAAUCAUUUGAAAUUGUUUUUCAAAAGCUACACAAAAAUAAUAGGGUUUGCAGCUGGUUUGAUUACUUUGGGUUUGAACUCAAUCAAUCUUAUUCCUAGUUGGGGUUAUUCGGGAGACGAAUCUAUUCGAGAAAUUAAGCCUGAUGUUUUCAACUCUAUCAAUUUGUAUCUUUUCAGGUUGAUAUUGUUAUCCAAAUGGAGAAUUACCAAGUUCAAACAUCCAUUAUUCACUAAAGUUUCCAGAUUGAAUUGGAACAAAUUGGAAACCGCAUUGAUGACUUUUGCAAUUUGGAAAAUCAUGAAUUUGAAUGAUUUCUUGAAAUCUUCGGAAAAAACUGAUAUCGAAUCAGAAAACAAAGAAUUAUCAGCAAAUUCAAUGGUCAAGUUGGUAAAUUACAUAAUGUAA
This is a messenger RNA of Candida albicans SC5314, 1314 nucleotides long. RefSeq lists its product as uncharacterized. Bases 1 to 1314 code for a protein of 437 amino acids. Lineage: Eukaryota; Fungi; Ascomycota; Pichiomycetes; Serinales; Debaryomycetaceae. The record is from RefSeq and is a predicted model, not a curated record. The transcript has a single exon.